AGAAAGUGCAAGUUCCCCAUUCUGGCUUUACCGGUGUUCCCUUUUCUUCUCCUCCUGGCUCCCCCACAAAAGCCAUCGAGCAGAGCAAAUGGCCCGGGUUCUCCCCCCAAUGCCUGACCUGCGUUUACUGGGGGGAGAGGGGAGAGGGAGCGCGCCUUCCGAGCAGGCUGCUCUGACUCCGACCACAGGCUGUUUCGUGCAGGCUGUCCCUCUCCUUCAAAACCGUGCAUCCCCUCCCUGAAGCAGCAGGCAGUGUGCCUCCUUUCAGCCACAUUUGGUAUGCAUGAGCACGGCUGCAGACUGAGGGGAGGUGGCUCUCUCAAGAAGCUUCAGUGGCUCAGGCAGUGCCACUUGACUAGUCUCCCAAGUUCCAGAAAGCCUCUGCCGUGAUGGAAUUUGCAGGUGUGGAGAUGACCAUGGGAUGCCAGGGCCGUGGGGGACCCUGUAUUUUCUAGGCAUUGCUCAGGCUGGCAGUUUCUGGUUUCCCCGGUGGAAUUCUGAAGGGGUCAUGAAUCAAACUGAUGCUCCUCGACCCCUAAACUGGACCAUCCGGAAGCUGUGCCAUGCAGCCUUUCUCCCAUCUGUCAGACUCCUUAAGGCUCAGAAAUCAUGGAUUGAAAGAGCAUUUUAUAAAAGAGAAUGUGUUCACAUCAUACCCAGCACCAAAGACCCCCAUAGGUGUUGCUGUGGGCGUCUCAUAGGCCAGCAUGUUGGCCUCACUCCCAGUAUAUCCAUUCUUCAGAAUGAGAAAAAUGAAAGUCGCCUCUCACGAAAUGACAUCCAGUCUGAGAAGUGGUCCAUCAGCAAGCACACUCAACUCAGUCCGACGGAUGCAUUUGGGACCAUUGAGUUCCAAGGAGGUGGCCAUUCCAACAAAGCCAUGUACGUGCGAGUAUCUUUUGAUACAAAACCUGAUCUCCUCCUACACCUGAUGACCAAGGAAUGGCAGUUGGAGCUUCCCAAACUUCUGAUCUCUGUCCAUGGGGGCCUGCAGAACUUUGAACUCCAGCCAAAACUCAAGCAAGUCUUUGGGAAAGGACUUAUCAAAGCAGCCAUGACAACCGGAGCAUGGAUAUUCACUGGAGGGGUUAACACAGGUGUUAUUCGUCACGUUGGAGAUGCCUUGAAGGAUCAUGCCUCCAAGUCUCGAGGGAAGAUAUGCACCAUAGGGAUCGCCCCCUGGGGAAUUGUGGAAAACCAGGAGGACCUGAUUGGAAGAGAUGUCGUCCGGCCAUAUCAGACCAUGUCCAAUCCCAUGAGCAAGCUCACUGUUCUCAACAGCAUGCAUUCCCACUUCAUUCUGGCUGACAAUGGAACCACUGGAAAAUAUGGAGCAGAGGUGAAGCUUAGGAGACAACUGGAAAAGCAUAUUUCACUCCAGAAGAUAAACACAAGAAUUGGUCAAGGCGUUCCAGUGGUGGCGCUCAUUGUGGAAGGAGGACCCAAUGUGAUCUCAAUUGUCUUGGAGUACCUUAGAGACACCCCUCCGGUGCCAGUUGUCGUCUGUGAUGGGAGUGGACGGGCUUCCGACAUCCUGGCAUUUGGGCAUAAAUAUUCAGAAGAAGGCGGACUUAUCAAUGAAUCCUUGAGGGACCAGCUGUUGGUGACCAUCCAGAAGACUUUCACAUACACUCGAACCCAAGCUCAGCAUCUGUUCAUCAUCCUCAUGGAAUGCAUGAAGAAGAAGGAACUGAUUACAGUAUUUCGGAUGGGCUCAGAAGGACACCAGGACAUUGAUUUAGCGAUCCUGACAGCUUUACUCAAAGGAGCCAAUGCCUCGGCCCCAGACCAACUGAGCUUGGCUUUAGCCUGGAACAGAGUCGACAUCGCUCGCAGCCAGAUCUUUAUUUAUGGGCAACAGUGGCCGGUGGGGUCUCUGGAGCAAGCCAUGUUGGAUGCCCUAGUUUUGGACAGAGUGGAUUUUGUGAAAUUACUCAUAGAGAAUGGAGUAAGCAUGCACCGUUUUCUCACCAUCUCCAGACUAGAGGAAUUGUACAAUACGAGACACGGGCCCUCAAACACAUUGUACCACUUGGUCAGGGAUGUCAAAAAGCGAGAAUAUCCAGGUUUCGGUUGGAUCUAUUUUAAGGGGAACCUGCCCCCAGACUACAGAAUCAGCCUGAUUGACAUCGGCCUGGUGAUCGAGUACCUGAUGGGCGGUGCUUAUCGUUGCAACUACACGCGCAAGCGCUUCCGGACACUCUACCACAAUCUCUUUGGCCCCAAGAGGCCCAAAGCCUUGAAACUACUGGGAAUGGAGGACGAUGUUCCCUUAAGGCGAGGAAGAAAGACAACCAAGAAGCGUGAAGAAGAGGUGGACAUUGACUUGGAUGACCCUGAGAUCAAUCACUUUCCUUUCCCUUUCCACGAGCUGAUGGUGUGGGCCGUCCUGAUGAAGCGGCAGAAGAUGGCCCUGUUCUUCUGGCAGCACGGCGAGGAGGCCAUGGCCAAGGCCCUGGUGGCCUGUAAGCUCUGCAAAGCCAUGGCUCAUGAGGCCUCCGAGAAUGACAUGGUGGAUGACAUCUCCCAGGAGCUGAACCACAACUCCAGGUUGGCCAGCCCAGCAAAUGGGGUGAUCAAGGAAAGGGAAGGGAAGGUAAUUCUGGGAAUUCUACUUCCUCCUUCAAUUCUCAGCUUGGAGUUCAAGAACAAAGACGACAUGCCCUACAUGACACAGGCCCAGGAAAUACAUCUCCAAGAGAAGGAGCCAGAAGAAGUAGAGAAGCCCACAAAAGAAAAAGAUGAAGAGGAUAUGGAACUGACAGCGAUGUUGGGACGAAACAAUGGGGAGUCCUCCAGGAAGAAGGAUGAAGAGGAAGUUCAGAGCAGGCACCGGUUAAUCCCGCUCGGCAGAAAAAUCUAUGAGUUCUACAAUGCACCCAUCGUGAAGUUCUGGUUCUACACUCUGGCGUACAUCGGAUACCUGAUGCUCUUCAACUAUAUCGUGUUAGUGAAGAUGGAACGCUGGCCUUCCACCCAGGAAUGGAUCGUCAUUUCCUAUAUUUUCACACUGGGAAUAGAAAAGAUGAGAGAGAUUCUGAUGUCAGAGCCAGGGAAGUUGCUACAGAAAGUGAAGGUGUGGCUGCAGGAGUACUGGAAUGUCACAGACCUCAUAGCCAUCCUUCUGUUCUCUGUUGGAAUGAUCCUUCGCCUCCAAGACCAGCCCUUCAGGAGUGAUGGAAGGGUCAUCUAUUGUGUGAACAUCAUUUAUUGGUACAUCCGUCUAUUAGACAUCUUCGGCGUGAACAAGUACUUGGGUCCAUAUGUAAUGAUGAUUGGAAAAAUGAUGAUAGACAUGAUGUACUUUGUCAUCAUUAUGCUGGUGGUGCUGAUGAGUUUUGGGGUCGCCAGGCAAGCCAUUCUAUUUCCCAAUGAGGAGCCAUCAUGGAAAUUGGCCAAGAACAUCUUCUACAUGCCCUAUUGGAUGAUUUAUGGGGAAGUGUUUGCGGACCAGAUAGACCCUCCCUGUGGGCAGAAUGAGACGCGAGAGGAUGGUAAAAUCAUCCAGCUGCCUCCCUGCAAGACAGGAGCCUGGAUUGUGCCCGCCAUCAUGGCCUGCUACCUUUUAGUAGCAAACAUCCUGCUAGUCAACCUCCUCAUCGCCGUCUUUAACAAUACGUUUUUUGAGGUAAAGUCAAUAUCCAACCAAGUGUGGAAGUUUCAGAGGUAUCAGCUCAUCAUGACUUUCCAUGAAAGGCCGGUUCUUCCCCCACCCCUGAUCAUCUUCAGCCACAUGACCAUGAUAUUCCAGCAUCUGUGUUGCCGGUGGAGGAAACAUGAGAGUGACCCAGAUGAAAGGGACUAUGGCCUGAAACUGUUCAUAACUGAUGACGAGCUCAAGAAAGUGCAUGACUUUGAAGAGCAGUGCAUAGAGGAGUAUUUCAGAGAAAAGGAUGAUCGGUUCAACUCGUCCAAUGACGAGAGGAUACGGGUGACUUCCGAGAGGGUAGAGAACAUGUCCAUGAGGCUAGAGGAAGUCAAUGAGAGAGAGCACUGCAUGAAGGCAUCACUCCAGACUGUGGACAUCCGGCUGGCACAGCUUGAGGACCUCAUCGGGCGCAUGGCCACUGCCCUGGAGCGUCUGACAGGUCUGGAGCGGGCCGAGUCCAACAAAAUCCGCUCACGGACUUCCUCGGACUGCACAGAUGCAGCCUACAUUGUCCGCCAGAGCAGCUUCAACAGCCAAGAGGGGAACACCUUCAAGCUCCAAGAGAGUAUAGACCCUGCAGGUGAGGAGACCAUGUCCCCAACUUCUCCAACCCUAAUGCCCCGUAUGCGAAGUCAUUCUUUCUAUUCAGUCAAUGUGAAAGACAAAGGUGGUAUAGAAAAGUUGGAAAGUCUUUUUAAAGAAAGGUCCCUGAGCCUACACCGGGCUACUAGUUCCCACUCUAUAGCAAAGGAACCCAAAGCUCCUGCAGCCCCUGCAAACACCUUGGCCAUUGUUCCUGAUUCCAGAAGACCAUCAUCAUGUAUAGACAUCUAUGUCUCUGCCAUGGAUGAGCUCCACUGUGAUAUAGACCCUCUGGACAAUUCCAUGAACAUCCUUGGGCUAGGCGAGCCAAGCUUUACAGCUCCGGUACCUUCCACAGCUCCUUCAAGUAGUGCCUAUGCAACUCUCGCACCCAUAGACAGGCCUCCAAGCCGGAGCAUUGAUUUCGAGGACAUCACCUCCAUGGACACUAGAUCUUUUUCUUCAGACUAUACCCACCUCCCAGAGUGCCAAAACCCCUGGGACACUGACCCUCCAAUGUACCACACCAUCGAGCGUUCCAAAAGUAGCCGCUACCUACCCACCACGCCCUUUCUCCUAGAAGAGGCCCCCAUCGUGAAAUCUCAUAGCUUUAUGUUUUCUCCUUCGAGGAGCUAUUACGCCAACUUUGGGGUACCCGUAAAAACAGCAGAGUACACAAGUAUUACAGACUGUAUUGACACAAGGUGUGUCAAUGCCCCUCAAGUGAUUGCUGACAGAGCCACCUUCCCUGGAGGCCUUGGAGGCAAAGUGGAAGAUUCAUCUUGCUGCCAUCCCGAGCGAGAAGCAGAACUGAGUCACCCCAGCUCUGACACUGAGGAGAAUGAGGCCAAAGGCCGGAGAGCCACCAUCGCAAUACCCUCCCAGGAGGGCGAGAACGCAGACAAAACCCUGUCCAACAACAUCACGGUUCCCAAGAUAGAGCGCGCCAACAGCUACUCUGCAGAGGAGCCAAGUGCGCCAUAUGCACACACCAGGAAAAGCUUCUCCAUCAGUGACAAACUCGACAGGCAGCGGACCACAGCCAGCCUGCGAAAUCCCUUCCAGAGGAGUAAGUCCUCCAAGCCAGAGGGCCGAGGGGACAGCUUGUCCAUGAGGAGACUGUCCAGAACAUCCGCUUUCCACAGCUUUGAAAGCAAGCACAACUAAACCUUAAUAAGCAUUGCAGGAAGCUCAAGAAUCCAGCCCUAAAAGUCUCCCCGAACUCCACCUAGUCCCCUUCCUUGAAACAUACCUGCUUUAUUUCUGAGCUGAGCAAAACAAGCAAUGCCUCGGGAGGUGUUAACUCAAAGAUGACUUCUGGGCCACAGAUCUAGAAAGCAUUUGAUCGGGCCCAGUGCCAAACACAAGGGGUGUCAGUCAUACUCACACUCAAUGGGGAGGAAGGGGAAAGAGAGGGAGAAGGGUUGAGAUGAAUGUGUAUCACUAGUCACUUCAGAAAGCCAUGAGCCCUGCGAACGAAGGGGCUUCACGCAUUCUCCAUGCCGGGAGGCAUCUUUCCAUUUCUGACCAUUAUCAAGAGGUUUAGGAUGUAGGGCUAAAUUGCAAAAUAAAAAUAAAAUAAAGUAGCCAGCAUACAAAUGAGAUAUUCUAAACUUCAAUUCUGUUUUCUUUUCACAUUGGCUCCAUUACUGGUGACUGAUGAAGAGCAUCCUUUUUAUUCAGUAUAAGCCGGCAGCAAGCAGUUCUACCUAACGUCCCACAUCCUUCUCAUGCCAACACCUCUGUAAUUGAUCAUUUUAAAGAAAAAAACAAGGUAACAGUCAUAGUUCACCUGUCUCUUAUAUAUUCACUUCUGGUGCCACAACUGUUUAUCUUUUCUGAAGAAAAUAAGGGAAAAGAAAUGCCUUUUUUUUUUUGUAUUGCAAGCAAAAUGAAAGAAGAACUGAUGUUACAAACAAAUGUCAAGUGGUCUGUUAUAUACAGUGGGCAUUCAAGGGUAGUCGUGCAAGCUCAGGAUGAAUGUAACUAAAUAAUUUUAUAUUUUUUAAUUUAUUUUGUAUCUCACCUGUCAUCAAUGAAUUCGCUCACUGAAUAUAUAAUAGUGAACUAACAAAAAAAUGUAGUGGGCAGAACUCACCUAAAAUUGCCAUGUGGGAUGUUGUUAUAUUCUCACCGUUCAUGUCAUGUGUUAUGCUGCUGUGUGGCCUUCAUCAUUUGCAUGGCUCCACCAUGUCUUCUGAACAUUUCCAAGAUGUAACUGCCAAUUUUACACACGACUCAUCACGUGACCAUUUUGUAUACGAAUAUCUGGUUAUUACAUGUGGAUAUUUUCAUACCUAGAGUUUUGCCAUUUAAUCUGAGCUCAGCAUAAAUUUAAUUGGCGUUUUUCAAGGGCUGGUAUCUUUUUUAUGGAAAUGUUCCAAAGUACUUUUUAAGGAAGUUUCAAAACCAUAAAUAACCUUAUAAUUGACUGAGAGUUUGGUAUCGACCCAAAGCCAUUAGUUGCAGGCAUACCAUGAAUAUUUUUCUUAUGUACAGAGCUACAAAAAAAAAAAUACAAAAAGCUAAAAUAGAAAAGAAAUAAACCAUGUAAAGAAUUCUAUAGUAUAUGCUGCUUAUAUACAUAU
Hipposideros armiger (great roundleaf bat) is the source of this 6819-nucleotide messenger RNA. It is a transcript of the gene TRPM3, whose product is annotated as transient receptor potential cation channel subfamily M member 3. Gene Ontology annotation, biological process: monoatomic cation transmembrane transport; protein tetramerization; metal ion transport. The record is from RefSeq and is a predicted model, not a curated record. Lineage: Eukaryota; Metazoa; Chordata; Mammalia; Chiroptera; Hipposideridae. Bases 422 to 5398 code for a protein of 1658 amino acids. The transcript has 25 exons. Gene Ontology annotation, cellular component: plasma membrane. Gene Ontology annotation, molecular function: monoatomic cation channel activity.